AUGCAGUGUUGUUGUGCCCCACGCUGCUGCCAGCCAUGCUGCUGCCAGCCCUGCUGCUGCCAGACCACCUGCUGCAGGACCACCUGCUGCCGUCCCUGCUGCUGCCAGCCCUGCUGCUGUGGGUCCAACUGCUGCCAGUCUGACCAGACCCACCCUCCAGCCUCUGACACCAUGCAGUGCUGUUGUGGCCCACGCUGCUGCCAGACCACCUGCUGCAGGACCACCUGCUGCUGCCCCUGCUGCUGCCAGCCCUGCUGCUGUGGGUCCAACUGCUGCCAGUCUGGCUGCUGCUAG
This is a messenger RNA of Mus pahari (shrew mouse), 294 nucleotides long. Its product is annotated as keratin-associated protein 5-4-like. The record is from RefSeq and is a predicted model, not a curated record. NCBI's taxonomy places the organism in Eukaryota, Metazoa, Chordata, Mammalia, Rodentia, Muridae. The transcript is spliced from 2 exons. The coding region runs from base 1 to 294 and encodes 97 amino acids.